This is a messenger RNA of Neltuma alba, 3108 nucleotides long. RefSeq lists its product as uncharacterized. The transcript has 5 exons. Bases 1 to 2307 code for a protein of 768 amino acids. Lineage: Eukaryota; Viridiplantae; Streptophyta; Magnoliopsida; Fabales; Fabaceae. The record is from RefSeq and is a predicted model, not a curated record.
AUGAAUCAUAGCAAAACAGGAGCUUCGUUAUCAUCUUCGACCCGUUUGUCUGCAUCUGCCAAACCCUUUACGCUCAACCGCAGCACCCAACAAUCCACUUUGAAAUUCCCUGUUCAUUCCGGCCAGGAACAUGCUCUGUAUUCGCCCGAUCACGGUAGCUCCGAUCCCUUUGGUUCUUUGCUUGAUUCGUUUCCUAAAUUCAACUUAGCUGCUAAGGGUAACCCGGUAUUUUCUUCCCCUCUGGGUGACUCUGGGUUUGGUCAUGAGGCAGUUUCUGCAGCUUUUCCUAUUGAGCCUGUUUCUCAGACUCAAGCUGACGAAGAGUCCCUUUUGCCGCAUCCUUCGAUGGAUUUUCAAGGAAAUGAUGACUUUGUUGAUCUUAAUGAGUGGGACCUUGAUAUGCCGAAGGAGCUUCCAUUACCCUUACCCGUGUACUGUUCAAACAUUACUGGUUUAGGCUCUGGCACUUGUACUGGGUACGAAAUCAAUCAUGGGAAUCAAGGAAAGGAUUCUUAUGAGAGCUUGUUUGGCAUUGGAAAGGAUGAUGACGGUUCAACUCCUAAUGGGAGCAUCAGUCGAAAAGGCAAAAUGCAAGGUGGUGCCAAACCAAGUUCUGUUCUGAGAUCAAAUAGUGAUGAUCAUCCGUUCAUAUUUUCAACAUCAGAUAUGUCCUCUUCUGCAGAGGUGAAUAAUGUUUCUCACUGUCAAGGCUGUCACAAGCCAUCUGGGGUGACACGCAGUGCCUCUAUUUCAAGUGGAAUUCCAGAUGGGCGAUACUUCUCAGAAAUUUCAUCUUCUACAAGCAACAUUGCUUCUGACUCGACAGGAAGUCUUCGUGCAGAAAUACAUGGACCAUCAAGUCAUUGCUCGAUUCUUUUGCCUUCUGAUUCAUCAAAGAAUAUGGAUCUCUUGACAGGUAGUUGGGGAACUGUUGAUGAUAAGGACUGUUCUAGUUCUAUUUUAUCUGGUUCGAAGGACUCCUUUACCGUAUUUAAUGCUGAAGGCAAAGGAACUGAUGAUGGUGAUACAGAGAAGCCUAAGAAGAUUUUCAAAUCUGUCUCUUUUGAUGCUAGAGGUCACUCAACAAUUACCACAAAUCAGGUCAUGUUGAAGUCUGAUGAAUCCAGUGGUGGUGUUUCCAUUCAAACUUCCAAAAGUUUAGGCGAUAGUGAUUCUGAUUUGGAUUCUCCUUGUUGGAAGGGAAAGAUGACUUCUCAAUCUUCUUCAGAAAUUUUAGGAUCGGUACAAACACAUGAUUUUGAGAAGGAGCUCAAAAAAUCUAAUACUCUGAAUCCUUUGGCACCUCAGUUCUUUCCUGGAAAUGCUGAAGGAAGCAGUCGUCUUGGUGGUAAAAUGGCUGAAGAUGAUCUUUUAUCUUCCAAAUCCAGCGCGCCUUUAGCUGUUCACUUCUUGCCAGCAGAGAACAAACAAACGAAGACUGUGAUGGCAGAUGCACAUCCUGUAGGAUUGAAGGGAGUUGAGCUUCUGCAUUCCAAUAACUUGAAUGAAAGUGUGAAGGCAUUUAACCUUGUCAGUGAUCCGAAAGGCUGUUCAAAGGAAACUAAAGAUGAUAUGACCAUGGGGUCACUAAGAGGUUUUCUCCCUCUCAAGUAUCAUUCUCCAACUUCAAGUUCAUCAUCAUCUGAAGCUGGUCUUGUUACUAAGCUUUUUGAAACACUUCAAGGUGUAUCCAAGUCUUUGAUUGAUUCUCCAAAACUUGAUGUUCAGAAAAUGAUUAAUGGAAUGCUUAUUCUUUCUGAGUUGCUUUUACAAUCUUGUGUUCACACAUUAGAUUCACAUAAACAACAUGAUCACAAUACAAUCCAGCACAUAAUCAAUAACCUGAAUGAGUUUAGUGCAAUUUACAGCGGCCUAAUGAUUUCAGCCGUUCAGUCAACUGGCCUGGAUCUCCGUGGCAGGUCAUUAGAGCUUCCCAAGCAUUCGGGAAAUUUAAUUGAGGAAGCAAAUGUUGAGACCUUUGCUAUUCCAACAAAGCUUCAUAAUCAGAAUGAUAAUGGGUUGCGAAGCAAUGUUUCUAAAGUGAUUGCUGAGAGAGGACAAUAUUCUGUAAGAUCAAGCAGUGAUGUAGGCCCUGAGAAAGAAAAUGAAGUUUUUCAGGUUAUAAGGAGAAAUCUUGGCAAAAAUCUUGAUGCUGAGGAGCACUUGCACUCACAGGCUAUGCUGUAUAAAAACUUAUGGCUUGAUGCCGAAGCAGCAAUGUGUUACAUGAGACGGAAAAUUUAUCUCAGGCUUAUGGAAACUGGGAUGGAUGUAAAUCAUGCAGAUCUUGUGGACUUGUGGAGAUGAAUGAGCCUUGUUCGCGAGGCUGCACCCGCAACUAAAAAUUGGUUAUCCGAAGUUCAGUCUGUACAUAUUCAUGAUACACCAUUUCUGGUUUGUACAAAAGCUGCUGAUUCAUGUGGCUGUAGUUAGAUAUCAGUGAUUGGACUUGCACUCUGUAUUUAUCCUCUGCUCACUGUUCUACAUUGAGUCGCUGCUUCUUGUACAAAAUCGACUGGUUCAUGAGGUUGUAAGCAACAUAUCUUGAGUGCAUUUAAAGAAGAAAUAUCACGUUGUAAAUUCCAAUCACCUUUUGUCAUUAUACAGACAAACCUGUCAAUGUCUGGCACUUUGGUUGAAACCACUAAAGUUAAUAUUCUUAACUAAGGUUUUACUCCAUUGUUUCGUUCAAACGGGGGAAUAUAGAACUUCACUCAUCCAGUUCUAGUAAGUAAAGGACUCAGGCUGAAACUUCCAUGGAAAUUUGGACUUAUUUCACUGAUUUCUUUAAGGUCUUCCUUAUUAUGCAAGAAUGGCAGCGGGAAGAUUCAAUGGGGAAUGAAAUGUAAUAUAGAAACUUUGGAAUAUUUAAGCCCGAGGUUGAUAGAAAAUGUGAUGUGACAUAAGAGCAACUCAGAAAUAACAAAUGGGCACCCUUCAGUUGAAUGCUCUUGCUGGUGUACAAGUGGUUACAUAAGCAGAAUACGAUAGCGUCGCGGGCAAACAAGAGAAAUCUCUUGAGAGCGAGUGGCCAAGUAUCAUUAUCAGUCGUAGGUCACAUUUUGUGAUGUAAUUACCAAUAUAUUGCUCAACAGAAAUUGAAAUUCA